UUAUCCAAAGAAAUGGACCCUUCUCCUUCCAAAAACUAUCCAGUCAAAAAACGAGUGAAAAUACAUCCCAACACUGUGAUGGUGAAAUAUACUUCCCAUUAUCCUCAGCCUGGGAGUGACGGAUAUGAAGAAAUCAAUGAAGACUAUGGAAAUUUUAUGGAAGAAAAUCCCAAGAAAGGUCUCCUGAGCGAGAUGAAAAGGAAAGGAAGAACUUUCUUUGGGACCAUGGACAUCCGACCACCACCAACCGAAGGCCCAGGGACUAGUGAGAUUGGGCAAUUCCAAAAGUUCGCAGAGAAAAAUCUUCUUCAGUCCAGAAAAAUGUGGAUCGUGCUGUUUGGCUCUGCUCUGGCGCAUGGAUGUGUGGCUCUCAUCACCAGGCUUGUUUCUGAUCGUUCUAAAGUCCCGUCUCUUGAACUGAUAUUCAUCCGUUCUGUUUUGCAGAUAUUUUCUGUGUUGGUUGUAUGCUACUACCAGGAGGCCCCGUUUGGACCCACUGGCUACAGAUUGCGACUCUUCUUCUACGGUGUGUGCAAUGUCAUCUCGAUCACCUGUGCUUACACAUCAUUUUCCAUCGUCCCUCCCAGCAACGGGACCACAAUGUGGAGGGCCACCACCACAGUCUUCAGCGCCGUUCUGGCUUUUUUACUCGUGGAUGAGAAAAUGGCUUAUGUUGACAUGGCUACUGUCGCUUGCAGCAUCUUGGGCGUGUGUCUUGUCAUGAUCCCCAACAUUGCUGAUGAGGAGAAUUCCGUGUUAAAUGCUUGGAAGGAAGCCUUUGGCUAUACUAUGACAGUGAUGGCUGGCCUGACCACGGCUCUGUCCAUGAUUGUAUACAGAUCCAUCAGGGAGAAGAUUAGCAUGUGGACGGCCCUGUUUACCUUUGGCUGGACGGGGACAGUGUGGGGAGUAUCGACCAUGUUCAUUCUUCAAGAACCCAUUAUCCCACUGGAUGGAGAAACGUGGAGUUACCUCAUCGCUAUAUGUGCUUGUUCGACAGCGGCUUUCCUGGGGGUUUAUUAUGCUUUGGACAAAUUCCACCCCGCUUUGGUCAGCACUGUGCAACAUCUAGAGAUUGUGGUCGCCAUGGUCUUGCAGCUUCUAGUCUUACACAUAUUUCCUAGCAUCUAUGAUGUCUUCGGAGGAGUAAUAAUUAUGAUUAGUGUUUUUGUCCUCGCGGGCUAUAAACUUUACUGGAGGAAUCGAAGAAGGCAGGAUUAUCAGGAAAUACUAGACUCGCCUAUUAAGUGA
Molecule: messenger RNA, 1251 nt
Organism: Elephantulus edwardii (Cape elephant shrew)
Lineage: Eukaryota; Metazoa; Chordata; Mammalia; Macroscelidea; Macroscelididae
Gene: SLC35G2
Product: solute carrier family 35, member G2
Exons: 1
Coding region: 13-1251 (412 amino acids)
Cellular component (GO): plasma membrane
Source: RefSeq, a predicted model, not a curated record